AUGUUUCAACGCGCAUUAGCGGUCGGAAAGGAGAUACUUGGGCUCGGCAAUCAAGACACACUACUGAGAGUCAAUAAUUCAAUUCAGCUAGGGCGGAAAAGGAAAUGGAACGACGAAGCGGAGGUUGCGUACCGGCACGUAUCGGCGGGCAGAGAGAAGACACGUGGUUCAGAUCACGCAGAUACCUUACGGAAUGGUAAAAGUCUAAGUGUGGUACCGCAUGACCAGGAAGAGCACGACGAAGCUGAGAUUAUGUAUCGACGCGCACUGGUGGGUAGAGAGAAGAUACUAGGUCCAGAUCAUUUAGACACCUUACGGGCUAUAUACAGCUUGGGCACAACGCUGCUCCGUCAAGGAAAGGACGGCGAGGCAGAGAUUAUGUAUCGACGUGCAUUGGCGGGAAGAGAGAAGACACUCGGGCGAGAUCAUCCAAGCACCUUAUUGAACAUCCAUUUGUUAGGUGUAGCGCUGUACCGUCAGGGAAAGUUCGAGGAAGCAGAGAUUAUGCAGAGGCGGGCAUUGGCAGGCAGAGAGGAGGCAUUUGGUCCAGAUCAUCCAGAUACCUUAAGCACUAUAAGCAGCCUGGGUAGAAGAAAGUACGAAGCGGGGGCGACUUACAGGCACGCUUCGGGAGAUACAUGGAAGGCCCUGGGACCCGAUCAUCCGUUUUCUCUCGAGAGUAUGAAUGCGGUUGGAGAAACAUUACUUGAUCUGAGAAAGUACAACGAAGCAGAGAUUAUCUUCCGACUUACAUUGCUUGGUAGAGAAAAGGCUCUCGGAGCAAACCAUCCAGCUACCCUUACCAGCACCGAUAACCUUGGUCGGACGCUACAUUACCAGGGAAACUACAAAGAAGCGGAGACGAUGUUUCGAUCUGCACACCUGCGCAGAGAGAAGGCAUUUGGGCCGUAUGAUCUAGAUACCAUACUGAGUGCCCACGGCCUAGCUGUGACUCUAUCUGAUCAGCAAAAUUAUAAGGAAGCGGAGGUUAUGUAUCGGCAUGCCUUAGGGGGUAUGGAGAAGUCUCUGGGGCUAGAUCAUCCGUUUACCCUUGAGAGCAUAAGUACGCUAGGUGAAACACUGCUUGAUUUGAAAAAAUACGACGAAGCCGAGGACAUGUUCCGGCGUGCGGUAGCAGACAGAGAAAAGGCACUUGGACUAGCUCACCGGGAUACCUUACUCACUGUCAAUAAUCUCGGGGUGGCAUUGUGCAAUCAGAGAAAGCACCACGAAGCGGAGGUUAUGUACCGACGUGCGUUAGCGGGUGCCGAGGAGACGCUUGGACCAGACCAUCGAGAUACCCUAAUGUGCGCCUAUAACUUAGCUCGGGCUCUGCACAAACAGAGAAAGUAUCACGAAGCGGAGAUGAUGCACCGCCAUGCACUGGCAGGGAGAGAGCGGGUUCUGGGACCGGGUCAUGCGUAUACUCUCCGGAGCACCAUCAAUCUCGGCGCGGUACUCUGUGAUCAGAGAGAAUAUGAUACGGCGGAGAUUAUGUAUCGACGUGCAGUUACGGAGGGAGAAAAGGCGCUAGGGCCAAGUCAUUGGAUGACUCUGAAAAGUGCCAACUGCCUAGCGGUUUUGGCCUGGGCGUUGCGUGGCCAGAAAAAGUGCGCCGGAGCAGAGGAUAUAUGUCGACGUACACUAGCGGGUGCAGAGAAAGCACUUGGACCGGAUCACCCCGAUACUUUGUGGAACAUGAACAACCUUAGCGUGGUGCUGUACAGUCAGGGAAAGCAUUACAAAGCUGAGAUUAUAUAUCGACACGCAUUGGACAGAUCUAGUUACCCUACAGAGUGUGGAUGA
This is a messenger RNA of Tuber melanosporum (Perigord truffle), 1806 nucleotides long. RefSeq lists its product as uncharacterized. The record is from RefSeq and is a predicted model, not a curated record. NCBI's taxonomy places the organism in Eukaryota, Fungi, Ascomycota, Pezizomycetes, Pezizales, Tuberaceae. The transcript is spliced from 3 exons. Gene Ontology annotation, molecular function: protein binding. The coding region runs from base 1 to 1806 and encodes 601 amino acids.